This is a messenger RNA of Aspergillus pseudonomiae, 495 nucleotides long. RefSeq lists its product as uncharacterized. The transcript has a single exon. Lineage: Eukaryota; Fungi; Ascomycota; Eurotiomycetes; Eurotiales; Aspergillaceae. The record is from RefSeq and is a predicted model, not a curated record. The coding region runs from base 1 to 495 and encodes 164 amino acids.
AUGGCACCCAACCUUUUCCUCUGCCUCCGAACCGUCUUCUGCCCCACAUACUGGUUCCAACGUGGGGAGCGCAUCCAGGGGACCAUCCAUAAAGAAGAACAUUGGGAAUCUCCUGUCCCUGGCAUCUACAAAUACAUCCCUGGCCGUGGAUGGCACCUUGUUUACAAGGAUGGGAAUGAGUACGACGAAAAACUUCCUGUCCCAGUCGUUUACUGCCGCAUCCUCCACCGAUACAUGUUCGAGCAUGAACUGGAGGACAGAUGCCGCUGGCAUUCGGUGACCGUCCACGAAGGCGCUAAGCCGGAAAGAUUUCUCUUCUUCCGCCUUGAUGACGGAGACACCUGGGUUGCCGGAUGGGAUGCCAAGGGAAAAUUCAUUCCGGGACCCUAUCAAAAAUGGUACUACGACUCGGAAACGCAGACUAUGCGCCGAGUACUGUUCCCUGAUAGCACGAAUGUUUCCCGCGCCAGCAUUGUCCCAAGCAAGCUGGGCUAA